Molecule: messenger RNA, 444 nt
Organism: Haliotis rubra (blacklip abalone)
Lineage: Eukaryota; Metazoa; Mollusca; Gastropoda; Lepetellida; Haliotidae
Exons: 2
Coding region: 1-444 (147 amino acids)
Source: RefSeq, a predicted model, not a curated record
AUGAGAGACACCCACAACCACAACCACAUCCACACCCGCACCCGCCGUCCCAUCCACACCCGCACUAACCUCCGCACCUGUGCCUGUGCCUGCACCUGCACCUGCAUCCACACCCACAUCCGUACCCUCACCCGAAUCCGUACCCGCACCCACAUCCGUACCCUCACCCGCAUCCGCUCCAACCUCCGCAACCUCAACCGCACCCACAUCCGCACCCGCACCCACACCCGCUCCAACCUCCGCAACCUCAACCGCACCCACAUCCACACCCGUACCUUCACCCGCAUCCGCACUCGCACCCACUUCCACACCAACAUCCGCAUCCGCAUCCACACCCAUACAUGGAACGGCUUCCUUGUCGAACUGGCCAAGAACUUUCAGGAGAAUAUGGAAACUCCCCUACACUGUAACAUUCCGCAUCACCCACUGUCAGUAGAGAUGUGA